Molecule: messenger RNA, 777 nt
Organism: Rodentolepis nana
Lineage: Eukaryota; Metazoa; Platyhelminthes; Cestoda; Cyclophyllidea; Hymenolepididae
Source: the annotation of a GenBank genome assembly
AUGCCUGCGAACGUGCGUUUUUCCGUUGAUGUUAUCUUUAUUACGUAUGCUAUGCCAGAAAUCAAGGACAGCUCUGCUAGAAAAGACGUUGCUCCUGCUCCCCUAUGCACUAUCAAGUCGAAGAAGUUACUGCAAGAUCCCGUAUAUAAAGCAUUUGUCGCCCUACUGGACAACUAUGAACAUCGUGUUGGCACUUCUGAGAGGGAGACACCGCAAAAAAGGAAGGAGAUCGAUCAGUUUUUAGACGCGGUUGUGAAGACGGAAACAAUGAAAGCUUUUCAUGGCUAUCUUGUGGCACAAAAUCUGGCUAGUGCCUCACAAGCCGCUUUUAAGAAUGAACUGCAUGCUAUAUGGUUCAAGCCGUAUAGGAGAAAUAGACAAGACGAUUCCUCACCCUUCGAGCACGUUUUCGUUGGAGAAUCGAAGAAUGAUAUAGUGUUAGGAAUGCACAACUGGAUCACAUUUUGUGUUAAAGAGAAGGACCGUAUUUUCAAUUACUAUGGACGACUUAAACCGCAUAGCCGCGAUCCUGAUUACAAGGCUAGCUUUCAAUUUUCAAUGCAUAAGAACUUUUUCAAGGUCUUUAAUACAGUUAUUUUUGGUUCAUCGGUGGAGUUUGACUUUGGCCUCUAUACGGCAGCUUUCCUCAAGUUACAGCAGGUUUAUAAAAAUGAAGCAAAUUUGCCUCCAUUGGCUGUGACCCUGGACAAAACGAGGCUUCUUAUUCAAUGCCAUCUAUUUGCCAAAACUCGAAUGGGUUCUUGCUAUGUCAAAUAG